This is a messenger RNA of Zea mays, 2707 nucleotides long. RefSeq lists its product as uncharacterized. The transcript is spliced from 2 exons. Bases 137 to 1945 code for a protein of 602 amino acids. Lineage: Eukaryota; Viridiplantae; Streptophyta; Magnoliopsida; Poales; Poaceae. The record is from RefSeq and is marked validated.
GCUUCUCCAACCUCGUAUUGGGAGAGAUCCGCUCGCCGCCUCCCCCGCGGCUUCCUCUUCCUCCGCGCAAACUCGCCGUGGCAGAGUUAUCUCGCGCCGGUACCGCACGCAUCGGGGGAAAAACAAGGUUUUUGGGAUGCCGGGGGCCGGUGUGGAGCCGCCGUCGCCGCCAGCCGAGGCCGCGGCAUGGCUACCGCCGCGCAGGUUGAGACCUGGGAGGGUCUCCGCCAAGCGGUGCUGGCCGCCCGGGUGCGGUCGGUUCCCUUCGCCCCCGCCAGCGCCGGCCUCUGCGGCCGAGGCAGGUCCUGAGGUGAAGGGCGUGGAUGGCGCCUCCACCAUCGUCGUCGGCAGAGCCGAUGAGAAGCCCGCCCCCGCCGUCAUUUCGCCUUCGGCUCAGAAUGGAUGCCCAGAUAAGGUGGAGGCCCCCGCCCCCGUUUCACCUGCGCCUGAGAGCGGCGCCCCGCCUGCUGAUAAGGUGGAGGAGGUGGCUGACCCCGCCGCCGUUUCACCUGCGUGUCAGAACUGCGCCCCGCCUCAGCAAGAGGAAAAUAAGGUGGAAGUUGUCGCUGCUAUUUUGCCUGCAGCGCACAGCAGCGCCCUCCCACAUGCCCUGACUGAGAAGGAUCAGCAGAAUGUAGUCAUCCGGGAGAAUGGAGAGGCACAAUUGCUGGGCGAUGCAGGCAAGCUGUCAUUGGAUGGUCAGCAAGGGAACAAUGUGGUGCAGGUAGCAGUACUGGGUAGUUCGAGCACCGUUGGUGCUAGUUAUUUGCAGAACGGUGACAAGGGGGGUGGAUUGUUGGUGGCUGAGGAGAAGGGACGUGGUGGCAGCAGUGAUGUGGGGCAGGAGGUUGCUGUUAAUGGGGAUGUCUCAGAGAUUGCAAACAAAACGGGCACUGGUGAGUUACAGAGAAAGGAAAAUGGAACUGCAGGAAGCAGAACAAAACGGUGGUUUGUAUCCUCUCUGAAUCCUCCACCCAAGAGGAGGGAAGUCUCAGCCGUACGUAGAUUUCCACCUGGCUGUGGGAGGACUGCUGUUACCACCACAGACAGCGGUGUUUUGGAGGUCUCACCUAUAAGCACAUUUGCUCCUGGUCAUGGGAGAUCUGGUGUUAAUACCACAGGCAGUGGAAAUGAGGGGUUGCCUUCAGAAGCCACCCCUGUCAACAAUAAUGAUGCCUUGGUGGCAAGUUCGGUUUUAGGAGAGUUGGCUUCUCCAACUUCAGCACUAGAGGCCUCCAAUAAGAAAUUGGAAAGCAAGAGAAUAGUGGGUGAAGGACAUAGCAAGGCUCACAAUAAGGUCCAAGUUCAAGAUGAUUUUGCCGGUACCAAACAAGAUGGUGGCCAGCGAAAUGUUGUUCCAAAAGCUACGCCGAGGAGUGUUUCUGAUGGGAAGAUGAAGGGGAAACUCCCAGCACAUAAAGCGAAUCAGGUAGCACAAGAAGUGAUGGUUGGUAAGAUGAAAAAUAAACUUGAUGGAAGCUUUCAAAGAAGUAAUCUUAGGACGCCUUUGAGCAAUCCCAUUGAUGCAAAGACAAAAGUAAAGAGGUCGGAUAGUGACAAGAUGAAUGCUGGAGUGCAUGGUAAUGCAGGGGCCUCUGCAGGUGGGAAGAUGGAAAAUAAGACUUUGAGUGCUAAAAAGGAAGUGGGGUUCCCAAAUAUGAACACAAAGCAAAAGAAGGUUGCUCCUAAGUUGAAGGGUGAUGUCAUAGGCAAGGAUAAUAUGCAUUUGUCCGCCAGGGAGCUCAAGCUUGGAAAAUAUGUUGCAACUGAUCAUACUGAAGAGCCUAAGAAGCAAAUAAUUGUUCAAGCAUUGAUGGCUCCUGACAAUUGCCCUUGGGCACGAGGAAGAAAGUCAAUUGCUAGUGCUUUCAAGUCUCUUGGUCCUAUGAACAAGGCAAAGGGGAAGGAUGCUAGUGCUUCCAAACAAUGUUCAAGAAAAUGUUAGGCGCUAGCCAGGUGUUAGGCUACUGACCAGCGUCUAGGAAGUUUAAACGUAGAUUAAGCAUGCUUAAUCAUUCUUUUGUAGAUUUUGUGCUGCUGAGAGCAAGGUCAGUAGUAAGUACUAAGUAAUAAUAACACAACUCUUGCUGUUGCUGCACACCUGUUUUUGACAUAAGUUGCUUUCCUCCUUGGCUUCUUGCAUCCAACAGCAGCUGAUCAUCUAUGAGGGAUAUCUCAAUAUUGUACAUGCACAGCCAAGCUUCCAAACAACAGGGCAGCAUCACAAGGCAAAGGAUCACAAGAAAAUAUACACAAAAAAACACUCACAGUUCAUCACAUGCCUUAAUGAUUUAAGUUAUUCCAAAGAAUAGGUCUAUAGAUCCUUGUCCCUUGUAUUGGAGAAGAGUUAUUUGAUGAUUGGUGGGAGAAGAUUAUUUUUGUUUAACUACAGGAAGGCCUCAACUCGCUUGUGAUUCUUAGGAUCUGGACCAUUUUAGAUCACCGCAAUAUAUUUGUUUUUGAUAGUAUACAUCCCUGUUUGGCUAGAACCUUGUUAUUGCUUGUUAGCAAGGAAAUUCAGUUGUGGGUUUGUUGGGACUAAAUGUAUCUUUUACCUUUUUGCCCAGUCGCCUGAGUAUGUUUGUUCUUAGGUUACAUACCCUUCUGUUUCUUGUCGCGAAAGUGAUUUGUAGCUUUUUUUUUGUAUAUGUGGUGUUGUGUAAGGAUUCUCUUUUUUAUUAAUACAACGAUAUGCGAUUCUUCUGUG